This is a messenger RNA of Heterotrigona itama, 2310 nucleotides long. NCBI's taxonomy places the organism in Eukaryota, Metazoa, Arthropoda, Insecta, Hymenoptera, Apidae. The record is from the annotation of a GenBank genome assembly.
AUGAUCCGUGAUUAUUUUGUGUUCAAAGAUGUUACUAGAGUGGCUGGAUUUUCUUGUGGACAAAUCGAGAGUGGGUAGUCUUGAUUCUAUUGAAAAGAAAUUUCUCGAUUAUUAUGAGUGAAAUAAUGUUUAUAUUACUUUUAUAUAUAAUAUUAUCACAUUCUUAAAAAUACUUUUAGUUUAAGAAAAUUCUUCUUCAGUAACAACUUCCCGUUUCGAGCUUUAAAGUUAGAAUAUUUGCAUGCAGAUGAUUACCAAGUGGUUAAACUUCUCAAUGAUGUCGGCAUUAUGGUGUCUAUAAAUCACUUUACAUCGAUGAUCGAUGUAUUCGAAUUUUUGCGCACUACUUACUGGAAUUUAGGCAUAUUUUUAGAUUUGCGGUGUUCAGUUGCAGACGAAGACGUAAUGAACAUUUUCUACGAGACCUCGAUCCAUUAUAUGUACGAUCAUUCGCAUCAAUGGUUAAUUCUGGGAAAUAAUAUGAGCCACACUGUCCAACUAUUAAACGACAGCGUGUUUAGCAUUAUCACGGAUAUCGCGAUUGCUAUACCAAAUAACAAUGGUUAUUAUCUAUAUGAUAUAUAUAAUCAUUGCAAAUCUUGCGGUGGCUUGAUAAAUAUUACGGAACUUGGUACCUGGACUGAACAAGAUGGAUUACAGAUUACUUUACGAACAGAUAAAUUCACCAGAAGAUGGGAUUAUCAUAAAAUGAAGAUCAAAGUUGCUGGUCUCACAACAAGUAGACGCAAGGAUCAAAGUUUGGUAGAAUACUUGCAAGAACAGAGUAUCACAUACACGGACAAUUGGUCUAAAUUUGGAUUUGCUAUUAUGGAACACGUUAAAGAUCUAUUCAAUUUCACUUUUGAACUAAUAGAGUUGGAUCAUUGGGAAAAGAAUGAUAGCGUUGGACCGUUGAUUUCUGGCCUUCAUCAAGGUAAAUAUCACCUGGGAUUUUUUCCGUCAAUUAUAACUAUUGAAAGAAUCAAUCGUGCGGACGUAAUUUUGCAAGUUUGGCCCGUAAGAACCUGCUUUAUAUUUCUUACUGAACCUUCGUUAAAAGUGGAUAUGAACAUAAUCUUUAGACCAUUUUCGAGAAAUGUUUGGUGCGUGAUCUUUUUAUUAAUAGUCAUCAUCAUUUUCGCUUUGUGGAUAAUUUUAAAACUUGAGAAACAUGUUACUGAUUCUGAUUAUGGGAUCACAGUCCUCAUUACUGUCGCUGCAUUAUGUCAACAAGGAUUACCAUUUAUCAGUACACAAUUUUCAAGCCGCGUUGCUUUCCUUCAUACUAUGAUCUUUGGUUUACUAGUGUAUAAUUAUUAUUCAGCAGCAAUAGUAUCUAGUCGGCUGAAUGUACCUUUAGAUAAAAUGAACGAUUCAUUGUACUCAUUAGUGAAAAGUAAGAUGAAACUUGCAGCGUACAAAGAUAUAUAUUUCAAUUAUUUGUUACGAUAUCCUGCGGACGAUGUCCAAUAUUUUGCAAAAUAUUGGAAUACCAUACCAGAAGACAAAAGAUUUCUUUCUCUAGAGGAUGGCGUAAAGGGAAUCUCGAAUCUUAGAUUUGCUUAUCACGCAGAGCCUACCAAUGUUUAUCCACUUAUAGAUCGUAGUUUUGACAAACAAAUGAUCUGUCAGCUUACCGAAGUUCAUUUACUUCGUCCUGGUUCGAUAGGUUUGUGGUCAGCUCAACGUAGUCCUUUCCAAGAAAUAGCAAAAAUAGGCCUUAUUCGAAUAUAUACUUCGGGAAUUCGAAAGCGAGAAGUGUUACGCUGGAGUUACAGAAAACCUUAUUGUAACAAAGAUAAGCAUUACGUAUCAAGUGUGACAAUACAUGAAAUGAUACCAAUUAUACUUGUCUUAUGUUUUGGCAUUAUUUUAUCAGCUGUCAUUUGUUUUAUGGAGAAUAUAGUUUUUCACAUAAUGCAGAGAAAGCAGAAACAAAUAAAAGAAUCUGAAAAUCGAGUAAAAAAACGUAAUCAGAAAAAUAUUGUACCACAAAUCAAAACUAUGGUAAAGACAAAAAAAGCUCUAAUUACCAAAAAAAAUAUAGUUUUUAAAAAAUAAAUUUUGUUUUAAUUAAAUGAAUUAUGUUAUUUUUUUAUUUUACGUCAAAAAAGAAACGUAUAACAAAAAUUGUUAAAAUUUUAUAACUUUAUGCUCGAUGUAUAAAUUAAUUUUAUUAAAUAAACUAUAGAUUACAUUAUUUAAAUGUGAAAAAUACUAUGUGGUAUUAUUCCAAAGUGCGUAUGUUAUAAUAAAAAAUGUACAAUUAUUAUUUAUUAUAUAAAACCUUUAUAGGUUUUAAUAAUGUGA